CCCUCCCUCCGUGAUGCGCGAUAUUGCUCAAAAACAUGGCGGCGAACAUGGUCGGGAGAGUAUCACCAACUUGUUGUAGACUAUUUCUGGCCCCUUUAUCAAAAAAUAUCGCAAGAACACCUAGAUUUGUCGCCCGGCGAUUUUCUUCUUGUCUUGGAGCACAUCUCAGACCGGUAUGUGUUCCUCAACAACUGUACUUCAGACGAUAUGGUGCAACUUUUACGGGUCAUGGAGAACAUGGCUCACCUGUAGCCGAUGAAGAAUUACAGAAGUGGUUAGAUGAGGCGAAAAACAAAAGUUGGCUAUGGAGAUAUUUUCACGACGUCGACGAAAUCGAGAAAAGCCUUAUGUCUGAACAAGAAUACAAUGAUCGGGAAAAAAUGGUUGAAAAGUUGAUGGAUAGAUACUUUGACAAGCCAGAUGCCAAGUUUGACUUAGAUAUUUUUGAAGAGUCAAUUGAUCUGCUUAUCAAGUACAACGACAGAGAUGGUGUCACAACAUUUUGGAGAUUAAUGGAAGAAAUGAAUGUCGAACCUCCAGACGAGCUCAGAGAGAAGGUUGAAACUUUCCUAGUGAAAGCAAGAGAGGCCUCGUGGUACGAGUAGACAGCAGAAAAUGGAGAUUUUCAAACCUUUCAGUAAAUACCCAAGUCUGUUAAGAUGAAAAUUUUGCAACCAAAUGGUUAACCAUGUUGGUUUGGUUUAAAGGAGGUUUGAUUGCGAGCUUGCUGGUAGUCUUGUCGACACGGUCAAAUCACCUGGUACAGUCUCAAAUUUUGAUUGUGUGAAUUUGUCUUCUUACUUUUUACUGUGGAAGAUCUUUCAAUCUAGGUGAAGUCAUCAAACUUUAAAAUUGUGAAUUCACUGAAAAUUCUGCUAAUUUGACAUCUAUCUUUUUGACUGGUUGUAAUUACCAGUAAUUUUUUUUGACUAAACUGUUUUGUAAAUACACAGUUUGCUAUGAACUUUAUGGAAAGGAGGAAAAAAAAACAUUUGGAGUAGAGCUUUAGAUCUCUAACAGUAUUCCAAUCUGUACCAGAUGAUUUGAGUCCAAUCUAAGUGUGUGAAAACCAGGCUGAGUUUAAAAUGAGGAUGUUAUUAUAUAAACUGUGCAUUGAAAAUAAACAGUUUUAUUUUAAGAGGU
Molecule: messenger RNA, 1143 nt
Organism: Stylophora pistillata
Lineage: Eukaryota; Metazoa; Cnidaria; Anthozoa; Scleractinia; Pocilloporidae
Source: RefSeq, a predicted model, not a curated record